Aedes albopictus (Asian tiger mosquito) is the source of this 3227-nucleotide messenger RNA. RefSeq lists its product as uncharacterized. The coding region runs from base 660 to 2441 and encodes 593 amino acids. The transcript is spliced from 3 exons. The record is from RefSeq and is a predicted model, not a curated record. Lineage: Eukaryota; Metazoa; Arthropoda; Insecta; Diptera; Culicidae. Gene Ontology annotation, molecular function: nucleic acid binding; zinc ion binding.
UUCUGUAGUGACAUGCCCCCCUCGACAGCGCGAGCGGACGGCGCUAUUGUCAGACGGUAAACAAGUAGACAAGAGUACACAAGUGUGACGAGUGAACUAAUAAAGUGUUGAUACGAUUUAAACGAGAAAUCUAAAUCUAUUUAUUUCCGAAGUACCACAAAUCUGGCGACGAGGACAAACCGGAAGCAGCUAAUAUUGGUAAGAUUGAAAAAAACGAAAGAAAUAGUGUGUUUUGAUGAUGAUAAACUUUCGGCGAGCGCGUCACAUUUUUCCAAACAAAAUAAAAAACAAAAUGGCGUAUGGCAUCGAGCUAAUGUUGAUUUUUGGUUUGUGUUUCGUUCUUAGGGCAGAAACUAUCUGGCCACUGGCGGAAGGGUCUUGGAGACCGAGACUAUCAAAAGAAUCCGGCCACUGGCGGAAGGGUCCUAGAGACCGAGGCAAAAUUGGAAAUCCGGCCACUGGCGGAAGGGUCCUGGAGACCGCGAUAAAAACAGUCAUCCGGCCAUCGGCGGAAGGGUCUGAGAGACUGCAGCAAAAAAACAAGCAUCCGGCCAUCAGCGGAAGAGUCCUGGAGACCGUGGUAAUCAAGAGAAUCUAACCAUUCGCCACACCGUCGGCAAGUGAGACGCUACAGAGUCUGGAGCAAGGACGUACGCGGAAUGGAUAAGUGGAAUAUCCCCCCAUUUCAUUUCAAGGCACUGCCGAAAAGUCAGAUUCGCGAUGCUUGGAAACGUUACAGGAAGAAUUUUGAAUACGUGCAGUUGGCGAAUCGAGAAGCGAAUAAAGUUAGACUGAAGCACAUCUUCCUGGCUCUUGCGGGACCGGAAGUCCAAGAGGUGUAUGAGUCGAUCCCGGGAGCAGAUGUCGAACCAGCUGUCGGCAUUGACCCACUCGAGGUUGCUUUGAACAAACUGGAUGAGUUUUUUGCUGCAAAAUACCAUGACGCUUUUGAACGAAACGUAUUCUGGACCCUGAAACGUGAAACCGAAGAGCCCCUAGAAAAGUUCCUUUUCCGGGUGAUGGACACUGCCAAUAAUUGCAAUUUCGGGGCUACCAAUCAGGAAAGUCGUGAAAUUGGCAUUAUCGACAAGAUGAUUCUAUUUUCGCCACCCGAGCUAAAAGAGAAGUUGCUCGCCGAGGAGCGGCUCACGUUAGAAAGUCUGACGAAGAUCGUUCAGUCAUACGGAUCGUUGAAAUACCAAGUGAGCCAAUUUUCUGCUGCUGGAUUUCACACUAAAGACAUGGCAAGACCGGAAACAAGUCAAGAGGUGAACAAAAUCCAAACGCGUGCUCCGGUAGGCGAAUGUUUUCGAUGCGGACGGACCGGACAUUUCGGAUACGACGUAAAUUGUCCGGCCAAGAAUCAAAAAUGCAACAAAUGCGGGAAACUUGGCCAUUUUGCGAAGCGUUGCAAAACUCCUAAUAUAACUCGGCAGCAGAAGCGGAAAGCUGAAGCUCCAGAAGGAAGAAAUUCUAGAAUGAGGAUGGUUAGAACAAUCGAACAUUCCGACGCCGCUAUCACCGGUGCAGACACAAUUAAGCCUCCGGAAAGCUUCAUCUAUAACAUCGGAAAUGGUGAGGAGUUUCUUUGGGUCAAGUUAGGAGGGAUUCCAGUUCAAAUGCUGAUUGACUCCGGCUGCCAAAAGAACAUCUUAGAUGACAAGACGUGGCGAAAGCUGUUACAUGAAGGAAUAUCGGUCAGCAACUUACGUGGAUCCGACGACUCAUUUCGGCCCUACGGCGAAAGCUCAAACCCUCUAGUGGUAUGUGGAAUGUUUGAAAGCACCAUUUCGAUUAUGGAAGACUCGCGGCAGUUGCAGAAAACUGCCACAUUCUACGUUAUCGAUGGUGGAACUCAGCCGUUACUGGGAAGAACAACAGCCAUCGACAUGGGAGUGUUGAUCCUUGGGCUCCCCAGCACACAACCAGCGGAAGUGAAUCAACUAUGGAAAGAAGAGAAGCACCCAUUUCCGAAAAUCGCAGGUAUAAAAUUGAAAAUUUCUAUUGAUGAUAGAGUUGUACCAGUGAUUCAGCACGCACGUCGUCCACCCAUUGCUUUGUUGGGUCGAGUUGAGGAAAAACUGGCCAGUCUGGAAAAGAUGGACAUCAUCGAAUCGGUGACGGAAUUCAGCCCAUGGGUAUCUCCGCUUGUCGUCAUAGUGAAGGAUAAUGGCGAUUUGCGAUUGUGCGUGGAUAUGCGCCAAGCUAACCGCGCAAUCCAACGGGAAAGUUAUAUGAUGCCAACUUUCGAAGACUUUCUUCCACAGUUAAGCGAAGCUCGAUUCUUCAGCCGCCUCGAUAUCAAAGACGCAUUCCACCAAUUGGAGCUUGACGAAUCGUCACGUCACAUUACAACGUUUAUUACUCACAAAGGAUUGUUUCGGUAUAAACGUUUAAUGUUCGGGAUGUCGUGCUCCCGAACUUUUUCAACGAGUACUUGAACCAACCCCCCCGUAACUUGACAGAUGAGCUCAGUUUCGCGUACCUACUUGCAAAUCGCAGAUGUCGCUACUGUUCGUAAACAACGGGUCCAUCCUUCACUGACGCAACAAUUUUUGUCCAUGCGAAAACAUCUUUUUGUUUCGUGGUGAGUGGAAGCCAACAAGAGGCUAGCGUUUCGUAUCAAAAGGACGUAUUCAACAGAAGUUCAAAAACUAAUGUUCAUUAAAUUGAAAUUAUUUUGAUUUUUCUUUUUGUUGUUGUAAAAAAUGUAAUAAAAACACAUAUUUAAACGGUCUUCCAUAUUAAUUGGUGACUGUGCAUGCUAGACCAUACCGAAGAUCAAACUCGAAAAAAAAAUCUGCAAAUGAUUAUUUUUAACUUCCAUUUUGGAUUGGCCACCAGAUAUGUAGCUGUAAAAUGUUAGCAUAUAUAACCUAAUUUAUUACUUGCUGUUGCUUAAUAACCGCGCUAGAAGAAAACAUGAGUUUCUUAUUAAUUUUAUAAAAGCCGACUAUUUUGCCUUCACUUGUUUUAUAGAUAUAAUUUUCGCUUCUAGUAAACAAAUUCAUCAUGCCGCACUUAAUUUGCAUUUACCUGCCACAAAAAAGCGGAAACAACAAAUGUUUAAUGUUUUAAUAUUUUUUGUUCGGUUUGUUAUUGUCGGUUUUCGUCCCUAUCAAAAGUAGCGCUUGCCGCUUUGAAUCUGACAGUACCACCCGGACCAAAAUUUUUAGGUACGCUGACGUUGUUCGGCAGCUGUCAAGUAGCUCCCGGGUUGACUUGAA